This is a messenger RNA of Raphanus sativus (radish), 1612 nucleotides long. RefSeq names its product transcription factor bHLH90. The transcript is spliced from 8 exons. Gene Ontology annotation, molecular function: DNA-binding transcription factor activity; protein dimerization activity; sequence-specific DNA binding. Gene Ontology annotation, cellular component: nucleus. Gene Ontology annotation, biological process: regulation of DNA-templated transcription. The coding region runs from base 113 to 1303 and encodes 396 amino acids. Lineage: Eukaryota; Viridiplantae; Streptophyta; Magnoliopsida; Brassicales; Brassicaceae. The record is from RefSeq and is a predicted model, not a curated record.
CUCUCUCUCUCUCUCCUUGCACCAGUUCACAAGUGAACAGAAGAGUUCAGGCUUUUUGUUUGGCUUUCCUUGUUUUAGCAGAAGUGAAUUAGUAAGAGAGAGAGAGAGAGAAAUGAUGAGAAGUGUUGAGAGAGUGAAGGAGUUUCUUAGACCCUUGGUUGAUUCCAGAGACUGGGACUUUUGCGUUAUCUGGAAACUCGGUGAUGAUCCUUCUAGGUUUAUUGAAUGGAUGGGAUGCUGCUGCAGUGGUAGUUAUACUGAUAACAACAUUAAGCAUGAAAAUGUGGAAGUAGAAGAACAAGAAGAGAGACAAAAGAUGAUGAGCUGUAUUUGCAGAGAUGAACAUAACAAGCAUCAUAUAAGAAGCCUAGCUUGUGAAUCUCUUUCUCGUUUUCCUCUCUUCAUACCUCUCUAUCCCGGGAUUCAUGGAGAAGUAGUCAUGUCUAAAUCUCCCAAAUGGUUGAUUAAUUCAGGUCUAGGAUCUAAACAGGAUAUGUUUAGAACACGGGUUCUUGUCCCUGUCCGUGAUGGUCUAGUUGAACUUUUCUCCUUCACAAUGAAACCAGUUGAUGAAAGCAUGGUUGAUGUGAUCAUAUCGCAUUGUAACGCCUUCUUCGAACCAUUCCCUGAACAAACAUUUCCAUGUGGGGAACAAGCGCCGUGUUUGACUGUGAUGAACAAGCAAGAGAAUGUGGUGAUGCAAGAUAAUAAGAAGCUGACUAAUAAUGAAAAUUUCAAAUCAAAGAAUCUUCAUUCAGAGAGAAAAAGAAGAGAGAGGCUUAAUCAGAGAAUCUAUGCCCUAAGAGCCUUAGUCCCUGUCAUGACAAAGAUGAAUAAAAAUGGAGCUCUUAGUGAUGCGGUUGAUUACAUCAAUGAACUGCUGGUGGAGAAGCAGAAACUUGAAGACGAGCUGAGUGGAAUCAGCGAGGUAGAAUGCAGAGCAGAGGAAGAAGCUGUGAUAGCUAAUCCAGAAGCUGAAAAAGUUUCCUAUGAACUCAACAAGAAAGAGAACAACAACGAGGUGAAUCUUGAAGUCCACGAGACUGGUGAGGGAGAUUUCUUGAUUCGUGUCGCACAGGGGCAUAAACGAGAUGGAUUCAAGAGGUUGAUAGAAGCUGUAGAUUCGUGUGGACUUGAGAUCAUCCAUGUCAAUUUCACCAGACUCGACCUCAGUGUCAUGACCAUUCUCAAUGUUAAGGCGAACAAAGACGGAACUACACGUGAAGAUCUGAGAGAUUUGCUGCUGGAGAUGAUGAUAACUUCAGAAAACCCUAAUGCAGAGUCUGCAAAACAGUGUACAUAACCAACCAAAAAUGGGUCAGCAAAUGUUUUGUUUGCUUCAGCCACAAGUUACAGCUUAGAUCUGAUUUUCACAAGCUUCAUGGUGACAAGUUUAUAUGUUGACAGUAUUAUCAAAAAGUGCAAAAGAUCAACAUAACAACCGGCUCCAUGUGGUGGAUUGUGGCUUCUUAAAUCCAUUUUGUUACAUCAGUUUAUUUUCAUUAUCUUUUUAUUCAACCUCACUUGGUUCUGGCUAAUCAAGUGAGGCAUUUAAGUAGCAAGUGUCAUCUAUAAAAGGAAACAACUCAAUAAUCAAAUUCGUCUUGCAUAA